Gamsiella multidivaricata is the source of this 1031-nucleotide messenger RNA. RefSeq lists its product as uncharacterized. Lineage: Eukaryota; Fungi; Mortierellomycota; Mortierellomycetes; Mortierellales; Mortierellaceae. The record is from RefSeq and is a predicted model, not a curated record. The transcript has a single exon. The coding region runs from base 315 to 911 and encodes 198 amino acids.
AUGAAAUAAUAAAUACAGCGCCCGCUUAUUUCUCCAUACGAUACCAUUUGUAUAUGCAUGUACCUCGUCUGUAAAUGAAAUACAAACAUAUAUCAACCAAGGGCCAACUGGCCAGAUCAGACCAGACCAGACCGGACCAUACCAGACCAGACCGGACCAUACCAGACCAAACGAGGCCAGGCUAGUAUCUGUCAAGAAACAGCCGGGGGCAGGCAACCACGCUCAGGGAUGACUCUACAGCAUGGCCCCAUGUCGAUGUCGUCGUCUGCUCUCCCUCUGUCGAUGUCCUGUCUUGCAGUCUAUUGAAGCUAGUAAUGUGUUCUACUGAGCUCACACACACACGCCCAUCUAUUCUAUCUUCACCUUUCCUCUUCCCUUCCCCGCUGCUUUCACCCAUCCCCUGUCCUCCCCCUCGUCCUUCCUUCUUCGUCCCUGUACUCUAUGUUCGACGCUGCCCGAUCGAUCUCGACCAUGUCCAUGGAAGCAUGAGAGGAGGGAUGGACGGAGAUUCGUCUUUACAUUUCUCCGGUGGCAAAGCGCUGGAUUCAACGGCAGCUCGAUGCGUCUUAAGGGUAUUGCAGCAAUUGGGGUUGUUUCACUUUCAUUUCCCCUGGUUCGAUCGCACAAAUCACAUUAUUAUUGUAAUUUCUGAUAUCGAGUCGUUAAUUGUACCUUUGGACAGCCGCUGUCUCCUCUGUUCGGAACCAUGCAAAAGAGCAAGGAAAGAAAACGCCAUUUUCGGCAACCAAUUCUUUGUCAUCAUUUCCAAUGUAUUCUUGAAACUGUCUGUGUACCACUUUGUAUCAUUCAAAGUCUACAUUGCAGCUAGGCAGAGGUAUAUGUUGUCUUUGAUGACUUCCUUGCUUCAGCGGUCCCACAACAACAACAACAACCCCUUCGCUUGUCCAUGAACAUUCUAUUCACAAAAGAAUUGAUCGACGCAGCAUCUUCCCUUAUCCAAUCGAAAAUAGUUUAUUAAGCCUCAUAGAUAGCUCUCACGAGGAAAAACCAAUAUGCGCUGGCUCUUCAUC